Molecule: messenger RNA, 4656 nt
Organism: Pygoscelis adeliae (Adelie penguin)
Lineage: Eukaryota; Metazoa; Chordata; Aves; Sphenisciformes; Spheniscidae
Gene: ROBO2
Product: roundabout, axon guidance receptor, homolog 2 (Drosophila)
Exons: 29
Coding region: 1-4656 (1551 amino acids)
Molecular function (GO): protein binding
Source: RefSeq, a predicted model, not a curated record
AUGGACACCAAAAAUCAAAGUGAAGAAAAGGAUGAAUACAGAGAGAAGAAAAAGGGAAAUGGACUUACAAUGAUUUCUCAGACACUGGUGCUUGCAAUGCACCUUUCAGGAUCCCGUCUCCGCCAGGAGGACUUUCCACCACGGAUUGUUGAGCAUCCUUCAGAUGUGAUAGUCUCUAAAGGAGAGCCAACAACUCUGAACUGUAAAGCUGAAGGACGGCCAACUCCUACUAUUGAGUGGUACAAGGAUGGAGAGCGAGUGGAAACGGACAAGGAUGAUCCGCGCUCCCACCGCAUGCUGCUGCCCAGCGGAUCUUUAUUUUUCUUACGUAUCGUGCAUGGACGUAGGAGUAAACCUGACGAAGGAAGUUAUGUUUGCGUAGCAAGGAACUAUCUUGGAGAAGCUGUGAGUCGCAAUGCAUCUCUGGAAGUGGCAUUGCUACGGGAUGACUUCCGCCAAAACCCUACUGAUGUUGUGGUGGCAGCUGGAGAGCUGAUGAGAUGCGAAAUACGUGGUGGGAAGCUGAUGAUCUCCAAUACAAGAAAAAGUGAUGCCGGGAUGUACACUUGUGUUGGAACCAACAUGGUGGGGGAGCGAGACAGUGAUCCGGCAGAGCUGACUGUCUUCGAACGGCCCACGUUUCUCAGGCGACCGAUUAACCAAGUGGUGCUGGAGGAGGAGGCCGUGGAUUUCCGGUGCCAGGUGCAGGGGGAUCCCACACCCACAGUCCGGUGGAAGAAAGAUGAUGCAGACUUACCGAGAGGAAGGUAUGACAUCAAAGACGACUACACUUUACGCAUUAAGAAGGCCAUGAGCACAGAUGAAGGAACCUACACAUGCAUUGCUGAGAAUCGAGUUGGAAAAGUGGAAGCCUCUGCUACCCUCACUGUGCGAGCUCGCCCCGUUGCUCCCCCACAGUUUGUGGUGAGACCACGAGACCAGAUUGUAGCCCAGGGUCGAACAGUGACUUUUCCUUGUGAAACUAAAGGAAAUCCCCAGCCAGCUGUUUUCUGGCAAAAAGAAGGAAGCCAGAACCUACUCUUCCCAAACCAGCCUCUCCAACCCAACAGCAGGUAUUCAGUGUCACCAACCGGAGACCUCACUAUUACCAACAUUCAGCGGUCUGAUGCAGGCUACUACAUCUGUCAAGCACUGACGGUUGCUGGAAGCAUUUUAGCAAAGGCUCAGCUGGAGGUUACUGAUGUCUUGACAGAUAGGCCUCCACCCAUCAUCCUCCAGGGGCCGGUCAAUCAGACACUGGCAGUGGAUGGGACAGCUUUGCUGAAGUGCAAGGCAACCGGCGACCCCCUUCCUGUCAUCAGCUGGUUAAAAGAAGGAUUCACCUUCCUGGGCAGAGACCCCCGAACAUCCAUACAGGAUCAGGGGACGCUUCAGAUUAAAACUCUGCGGCUGUCUGAUACUGGGACUUACACUUGUGUUGCUACAAGUUCCAGUGGGGAGACAUCUUGGAGUGCUGUGCUGGAGGUGACAGAAUCCGGUGGAGCAACAGUCAGUAAAAAUUAUGAUAUAAAUGACCUCCCUGGGCCACCAUCCAAACCUCAGGUCACUGAUGUUACUAAGAACAGUGUCACCCUGUCCUGGCAACCAGGGACCCCUGGAAGCCUACCAGCUAGUGCAUAUAUCAUCGAGGCUUUUAGUCAAUCAGUGAGCAAUAGUUGGCAAACAGUGGCUAACCACGUGAAGACCACUCUCUACACUGUGAGAGGACUGCGCCCCAAUACAAUCUACCUGUUUAUGGUGAGAGCUAUCAAUUCACAAGGUCUGAGUGAUCCCAGCCCUAUGUCAGAUCCUGUUCGAACACAAGAUAUCAGCCCACCAGCACAAGGUGUGGAUCACAGGCAAGUCCAGAAAGAACUGGGAGACGUCAUUGUACGACUGCAUAAUCCUGUUGUGCUGACACCCACGACGGUUCAAGUCACCUGGACGGUUGACCGCCAAUCCCAGUUUAUUCAGGGCUACCGAGUAAUGUAUCGCCAAACGUCUGGCCUACCUUCUCCAGCUGUAUGGCAGAAUUUGGAGGUCAAAGUCCCAACCGAGCGCAGUGCUGUCCUCGUCAGCUUGAAAAAAGGGGUCACUUAUGAAAUUAAAGUUCGCCCUUAUUUCAAUGAAUUCCAAGGAAUGGACAGUGAAUCAAAGUCUGCUCGUACCACAGAGGAAGCUCCAAGUGCCCCUCCUCAGUCUGUUACUGUCCUGACAGUUGGAAACCACAACAGUACAAGCAUCAGCAUCUCCUGGGAUCCUCCCCCUCCAGAUCACCAAAAUGGAGUCAUCCAGGAGUAUAAGAUCUGGUGCCUAGGUAAUGAGACUCGAUUUCAUAUCAACAAAACAGUAGAUGCAGCCAUUCGGUCUGUAGUAAUAGGUGGCCUAUAUCCAGGUAUUCAGUACCGUGUGGAAGUUGCUGCAAGCACCAGUGCAGGCGUGGGAGUAAAAAGUGAGCCACAACCCAUAAUAAUCGGAGGUCGUAACGAAGUUGUCAUCACUGAAAAUAACAACAGCAUAACCGAGCAAAUCACUGAUGUUGUCAAACAGCCUGCCUUUAUAGCUGGCAUCGGUGGUGCAUGUUGGGUAAUUCUGAUGGGUUUCAGCAUCUGGCUGUACUGGCGCAGAAAGAAGAGGAAGGGGCUCAGCAAUUAUGCUGUCACUUUCCAAAGAGGAGAUGGAGGACUAAUGAGCAAUGGAAGUCGACCAGGUCUGUUGAAUGCAAGUGACCCCAGUUAUCCUUGGCUUGCAGACUCUUGGCCUGCCACAAGUCUGCCAGUAAACAACAGCACUAGUGGACCCAAUGAUCUUGGCAAUUUCGGUCGUGGAGAUGUGCUGCCACCAGUGCCAGGGCAAGGAGAUAAAACCGCUACUAUGCUUUCUGAUGGAGCCAUUUACAGCAGCAUUGACUUCACCACGAAAACUAGUUACAACAGUUCCAGCCAAAUUACGCAAGCCACACCGUAUGCCACCACCCAGAUACUGCAUUCCAACAGCAUCCAUGAGUUGGCUGUCGACUUACCUGAUCCUCAGUGGAAAAGCUCAAUUCAACAAAAAAAUGACCUGAUGGGAUUCGGUUACUCUCUCCCAGACCAAGGCAAAGGCAACAAUGCCUUGCUUUACAUCCCUGACUACCGCGUGGCUGAGGGAUUGGCUAAUAGAUUGCCACACAACCAGUCACAGGAUUUCAGCACCACCAGCUCCCACAACAGCUCCGAAAGGAGUGGCAGCCUCUCAGGUGGCAAAGGAGGGAAAAAGAAGAAAAACAAAAAUACUGCCAAGCCCCAGAAAAAUAAUGGUUCAAACUGGGCCAGUGUUCCCCUCCCACCCCCUCCUGUGCAGCCGCUUCCAGGCACAGAGCUGGAACACUAUGGGGUGGAUCAGCAAGAAGCAGGAUAUGACAGUGAUGGCUGGUGUCCGCCUUUGCCAGUUCAGACCUACCUACAUCAGGGCAUGGAGGAUGAGCUUGAAGAAGACGAUGAUCGUGUUCCCACACCUCCCGUCCGAGGAGUAGCUUCAUCGCCUGCAAUCUCCUUUGGGCAACAGUCAACUGCAACCCUCACGCCUUCUCCACGAGAGGAGAUGCAGCCAAUGCUUCAAGCCCACCUUGAUGAAUUAACUAGGGCUUACCAGUUUGAUAUAGCAAAGCAGACAUGGCACAUCCAAAGCAAUACACAACCUCCUCAGGCUCCAGUUCCGCCCCUAGGAUAUGUAUCUGGAAACCUUAUUUCAGAUUUGGAAACAGAUGUUCCAGAUGACGAUGAUGAUGAGGAUGAUAUUGAAGAAGAAGCUGUAGAAAUCAGUAGGCCACUAAGAGGUCUAGAGCAUACUCCAGGCUCCAGUAUGGACAAUCUAGACAGCUCUGUGACAGGCAAAGCAUACCCUUCCUCCCAAAGACCUCGGCCGAGCAGUCCUUUUUCUACUGACAGCAACACCAGUGCAGCUGUCAAUCAGAGUCAGAGGCCGAGGCCCACUAAAAAACACAAGGGAGGACGGUUGGACCAACCCCCCUUGCCUCAUCGUAGGGAGGGAAUAACAGAUGAUCUUCCACCACCACCCGACCCGCCCCCUGGUCAGGGUUUAAGGCAGCAAAUAGUCCCUGGCCAGCGCGGAGGCUCAGCAGAGAGGAAAGGAAGCUCUCUUGAGAGGCAGCAUGCACCGAACGUAGAUGAAACAAAGAGCUCCCUGGACCGGCAAGCUAGGACGUCACUAGAGUGGCAGCGGCAAACCCAGGAGUGGAUAAGCUCUACAGACCGCCAAGAGGAUUUCAGGAAAGCCCAACACAAACAAGCCUUCGGAUCAGAAGAGGCACUCGUACCAUAUAGUAAACCCAACUUCCCAUCCCCUGGCGGCCACAGCUCUUCAGGAACAGCUUCUUCUAAAGGAUCGACCGGACCUAGAAAAGGUGAAGUCUUGCGGGGAGGUCACCAAUGCAAUGCCAGUGACCUUCUCGAUGUAGGCUAUGUGGGAUCAAACAGUCAAGGACAGUUUACUGGUGAAUUAUUAUUUCUCAGCCCUCUGAAGGAAGAAGUUGGAUCUGAAGAUGAAGAUGCUAAGGAAGAUCAGGUAAAGAUCACAAAGAAAAACAGUAAAGAAGUAUUUCAGAACAAAGAACGGGUAGCUUAUUCUGAGUUUAAAAGACCAUGUGAAAUGUGA